Megalobrama amblycephala (Wuchang bream) is the source of this 4440-nucleotide messenger RNA. RefSeq names its product SITS-binding protein. The record is from RefSeq and is a predicted model, not a curated record. The transcript has 10 exons. The coding region runs from base 548 to 2629 and encodes 693 amino acids. NCBI's taxonomy places the organism in Eukaryota, Metazoa, Chordata, Actinopteri, Cypriniformes, Xenocyprididae.
AUAUGCAUAUGUGAGUCAAUCACUCUGCAGGCGCGUCUCCAAAUUCCAAGCGCGUGCACUCAGAUAGUGAGAAUGGGUGAUUCACCACACACUGCGCUCUGUCCGGCCCCUGACCGGGGGCCCCGGUAAUCGCAAAGCUUGCCUAAUCACUUUCUCUUUUACCUUCCUGAAGAAGCUGUAUGGAGUUACGUCACACCAGCGCGCAAAAGUGCAGGCCAAGCAAAUAAGCUGCUGAGGAGCUAUUUGUAGGCAUUGCUGCCAAACCCGGGUAAGGCUGCUCACUCUUCUGCGAUCAAUGCUUUAAACUUGCUAUUGCACUAGAAGCAGCAUGCAUUACAUUUCUGAUUUAUUCUGGAAUGAUUCUGUUUGGAGAACUUGACCUGGAUCCGUUGAUGACCGGCGGCCGAUGCGCGCAACGACGCAAUUAGAUCUCAUUCACGCGUUACCGUGAAGGACCGGGACAUGAUGACGAUUCUGCAUGUUUUAGCAGAAAGAUUGUUACUUUUUAUCAUAACUUUCGAUUAAAUUUUUUUUUUCUGAAAUCACCAUGCCACACACUCGCAACAGGAACCCAAGUCCAAUCCCAGAGGUGACAUGGGACACGGGGUUGAAAGAGAUGAACGAGACCUGGAAGGGGGCUAUUGCUUGCUUGGGAGUUGCUAUCUUUUUUGUCAUGACAAUUGGGAUCAUUUAUUGGCAAGUUGUGGAUCAGCCCAACAAGAACUGGAUCCUGAAGGGGAGCUUUAGUGGGCUUAUUUGGGAGAGACGGACGCAAACUCUGGUCAUACAGACACUGACUGAGGACAAGACUUUUGCAGAGAUAGACGUGGAGAACGUGGGGAACACUGAUAUUGAGGUUCCGUUCGUGAGGAACAUGUGCUGGCUUAACAAAACCGAGUUCUGCUACACUUGGGAUUCGGUCGCAGAGGUGAGGAUAUCUUUGGAAUCAGAGGAGGACUCAGAUACUGAGUGUUACAGUGUAACCUGGACUCCAAUUCACUGCCAUGUGGAUCUUAAGGACUGUUUUUCCAUGGUGAAUAUUUCGUGGUACGGAGGAGCCAGUGUCCAUGCUCUCAACUGGCCGAUAAACGAUGCCAACAUUUCCAUGCAGCCCUUCACAGUCAGCGACCUUAGGGACAACCCUUCUGGCUUUGGAUCAGUUUUAGAGCGCUACUUCCUGGGAUCCUCAGGUGUGUCAGUUCUAGUGGCCCCAAACAUCCCACUACAUGUAGGAAUGGAAAGCAGACAGAAUUUCUGUUUGCAGACGCCCCCCAGUAUGGAGCGCAUGCCACUGCAGUACACUGUGUGUGUUGGACACAACAUUAAAGCUGUCCAUCAGGAGUCAAUGCAACAGCUCUCCACAGCCAGACGAGAGCUGCCAAACAUGGAUGUCUUACGGCUGCCUUUCUGGAAGCUUCUAGCAAAUGUGGACUCUGGGGCCAAGCUAGAGAGAGAACUGAGAACCUUCUCAAACCGGCUGAAGCGGCAUCACCUGGGGGAGGGAGUCAUCAGCCUCGACGAACAUUCCACAGCUCUCCUCGCCAACAUGGACCACAGCUACCUCAAUGGAAAGAAAAGGACGUCUAAGAGACAGACCAGGGACCUCCCUUUUGUAAAGCUUCUAAACAUUUCCAUCACCCUGUCCCCGUACCUGAGCGUGGACUCGCAGCAGUUUCAGACCUCCAUUCAAACAGGCAUUGAAGACUACUGGCUGAGCCUGCCCUCAGGACCACAGGGCCGAAUGGUGCCAAUGUUGACUCAGUGGAAAGGAAAGUACAGUGUGAAGCUCAACAUCACCAACCCGGAAGCCACAAAUUGGUUUCUGGACAAAGUGGACAGCUUACAUAGCCAUUUGGGCAUGGAGUAUGUCAUCCUGGAAGGCGGCGAGGGAAACCCUUUCGAGGAACAGGCCCUGCGCCCCCCUCUUGCAUUGGUCGGGGAUGAAUAUAUCAGACUCCUUGCUGACCUGGCAGAGAAGAUAGGGGACAAUACCAUUGUAACCUCAGGAACAAGGUCCAGCCAGAAGCCGCUCUUCAUCCGUAUGAGCGCACUACAGUCAGACUGGAGUUACUCCGGCCUCAAGGGCAUCAUUCCAUCCCUGCUGCAUCACAGUCUUCUGGGAUAUAAUUUUUUCAUUCCUGAUGCAGUAGGAGGCUCUCUCUCUGCUGAUCUGGUUGCCGACGACGAGCUCUUCGUUCGCUGGCUGGGAAUCGCAGCCUUUCUUCCUGUCAUCAGCUUCCAGACACCUCCAUGGGUCUUUGAGAAGGAAUGGGUCCUAAACCUCACCAGAUUCUACAUAGCCAAGCACCACGACUUUGUCAUUCCUUUGAUACUGAAAUACACGGAGGAAUGGCAAGAUGCUGGAAACCCCAUCUACAGGCCGCUGUGGUGGCUUAGUCCAAACGACCCAAUCACGUUCACCAUCGAUGACGAGUUCCUCAUUGGAGAUGAGGUUCUUGUUGCUCCAGUUACAGAAAAAGGAGCUUUACAAAGAGACAUUUACCUGCCCGAGAGUGACUUUCAGUGGCAGGACACUAACAAUGCUCAAGUGUUUGAUGGAGGGACGUUUCUGGAAAGUUACCCAGUCGGACUUGGGGACGUGCCGGUUUUUGUACAACGGGGAUCCUGAGGCUUACUUACAACUUUUUUCUGAUUUUGAAAUUUUCAUUCGUGCUGAUCUCAAAUUGCACUUUCCAUAAAGACCAUUAUCUGUGUCUCAAGGAAUCUUGAGAUUAGGUAGAAGCUAAUUUUACAUUUGCACUUUAAAAAUCAAAGUGAUUUAUAUAUUCUCGUGAUUUUUAGAUCCCUCUUGUUUUUCUCCUCUAUUGUUUUGUUAAUUCAUGAUAUUUUGGGGAUUUUUUUUCUUCUUCAGAACGCCGUUUACAUUUGAUAAAUUCUUAUAGCCUCUUAAAGUUAAAUUGUUAUCAUGAUAUGGAGCUAGAAAUCAAACCCUUUGCUUAAAAACAAUCAAUGGAAUUUUACAAAGACCAAACAAUUGAAAAAGUUGAGAAAGACUCUAUAAGGAAAAACCAAUGCGCUAAAUGGAUGAAGAUGAAAAUACCUUAAACAUCACUCAUCUCAGCGGGGUUUCUACUUGAACUUUGCUGAAUAUAUUUGCUGUAGCUUUGUAAUGUUUUAACUGUACCUCAAGUUCUCUUGGUGUUUUUUGACGCAAAUUUUUCGACUGUGAGAGAAGCACUUAUUGAUAGAGGAGACUGAAAUUAAGGGCUUUUAAUGUGAAUAGCACAAUUAUUUUUUACUACAAAACAAUAAUAUUGAAGAUCAGUCAAUAGUAAUAGAAUAUGAGCCAAUGUCAAACUAACUUUUCAUAGCUGUACAGUCUUAGCAACACACAAAGGACAAAUGAUUUCAUAAUAGUCGUUUUUGAGAGAUUUUGAUAUUAUGCUGAUUUUAAUAAUUUGUUUAGCUUCUCACAAUUGACCAGAUUAACCGAUAUGGUAUUUCUAGAUCUUAAGUAAUUCAUACUGUUGCAUAUUAUUGAAGGUAGAAUUAGAGUUUUAUAUUUAUAUCAAUUCAGACUAAACUUGAUCAUUCAUUGACGAUGUCUGCCUUAACUUUGGAAAAACUUUGAUGAUUGUAGUGGCAUUUGUACAUUUUGUGCAAAGUUUAAAAUACCUAGUUUUAUGAAAUAUAGUUGCAAAUUGUUAGAAAGCUGAAUUCUACCAUCACAAAUGAUUUGGGAUAACAGAUGUAGGUUUUUUUUUUUUUUUUUUGACGCCUGAGGGCAACACUUUUUGGUUUGUGGUUUAAAGCGCUCCUAUUAUGCUAUUAGGCUCCUAAAUUCUUUAGAAUCGGUUUACAUGAAUCCAAGGUCAAAAAACACUUUAAUUUUCACAUAAUAUACAUUGCAGCAUCACCUCUUUUCUUAGUGUCUGAAACGCAUAUAAACAUAUAAACGCAACCAGAGACAAUGGGAAAACAUACGGAGAGCAGCAGCUUUCGUUUCUGCUCUGACAGCUGCAAGACCAGCUGAACUCUGUGAGUGUGUGUUAGAAAUCAGUAAUGGUGAGAGAACAUUGUGCUUAGUACAUUUUUCGUCUUCAGACCAAACCUGGUUCUUAAGCUGAACAGUUUAAAUCCCAUCUGGCUAGCCUGCGUCCAAUAAUGUUUAUGCAUUUAGUUCAGUAUGCUCAUUUUGACAAUUACCUUGGAAGUGGUCGAAAGUGGACAAGCUAAAAACGUUUUAGACCCCAUUUACACCUGUAUUUAACGUCAUCCACUUGUGAUCCGAUCAACCAAAACGCAUCUUAAUACCAGCUGUAAACAGGGCCUGAGAGCUAACUCUGCUCUAAAAGGCCCAGUCUGUUGUGAUUAGUCUACCGUAGUGUUGUCAAAAGUACUAACUUCGGUACCAAAUCGGUACUGAAAUUUUAAAAAUGUGGCACUUUGAGUGCUGUUGAGUGGAUUUGAUUGGCCAUU